This is a messenger RNA of Cuscuta epithymum, 1053 nucleotides long. Lineage: Eukaryota; Viridiplantae; Streptophyta; Magnoliopsida; Solanales; Convolvulaceae. The record is from the annotation of a GenBank genome assembly.
UAUACAUACCAUCAUAGGCGCACAUAAAUAAACACAUACUAGAAUUUAGUAAUCAUUGUCAACAAGAAUAAAAAAUAACAUCCCAAUGCAAGUCAUUUUGAACAUCAAAAUACAACCCAAACACGUCAUUUAGAACAUCAAAAUACACCAAACACGCUAUCUAGUGAAUACAAACAUCCUAACACACGCAAUAGAGGGCAGAGACGAUGUUGAGCAAUCUGAAAUGCAUGUCUAAUGUCCCUGGAGUCACACAGAGUUUGAUUUGUUCUGCUUGGCAGCCUUUGCUCCUUUAAAUGACACCAUAUUGACCAUAUGGUUCUUUCCAAAUGAAGUAGGAGGUGGAGACGGUGUUGAGCAGCCCAAACUCCCUGAUACAUCUUCAGGUCAAUGAGUUCCAUUUGCUCUUCUGCCCAGCACCCCUACAUCUUUAAAUGAAACCAUAUUGUAUUUCAGAAUCUUCAAAUGACUUGUGUACAGAAAAAAUACAGAGUAGCUCAUUAAAAAGAACUCAUGAAAAAUAGACAGCUUUUUACAAAUGAACCAUAGCACAAAUAGAGUAAAUUGGGCUUUUCUUUUCCUUUAUUUUGCUACAAGCUCCAGCAGCAAGUGCACAAGAUAGAAAGCCUGAAAAACAAUAGCAGGUUAACAUGGGAUGUGGAUUUUUCUUGUGGAAGGAUGAUGUAGAGAUAAGAGGCACACAUCAUGGAGAAGAGAUGAAGACAAAAGCAGAUAAUGUGAGGCUCAUGACUACUGCAAUGGCUGAACAAAGGGUUGUACAAGGACAGAUUGCUUAUCUUACAAAGCUACAUGAAAAUGAAGCCAAGGAAAACAAAAAAUUUAGGCAAUCAAUUGCUUUUGUUUUCAUUGCUGUAGUUGCUUUUAUUGGUAUGUGGUAUAUGCACUUCAACACAAAAAAAAUGCAUAUAUUAGUGGUUGUAGUAGUGUGUUGUAAUCUGGUAUAACCAAACUUCAUGAACACCAUUUAGUCUGUAAUGACAGUUUUUCAUUGCUAAUGUAGUACUUAUUGAUGACCAUUUAGCACUUUCCAUUGUU